Molecule: messenger RNA, 495 nt
Organism: Lactuca virosa
Lineage: Eukaryota; Viridiplantae; Streptophyta; Magnoliopsida; Asterales; Asteraceae
Source: the annotation of a GenBank genome assembly
AUGGAAACUCUCAACUUCAACAACAUCAGAACGAACAGAUUCAGAAGGAAACCUACAAACACUCACAGAUCUAAGCAACUCCUCUUCAUCUCUCUCCUCGCAAUCUUCUUCGUUCUUCUCUUCUGCUUCUCCAACAAGUACACCAUCAACUCCCUUUUCCUUUCGAAUCCCCUAAAAAACACCCGAUUUUCCCAAUGUGUCAAACCGAACGAUGUUCAAUCCCUAAAGGGACAGAAAUUCCUUUGGUACGCACCACACAGCGGGUUCAACAACCAGCUCUCCGAAUUCAAGAAUGUCGUGUUAAUGUCGGCCAUACUUAACCGGGCACUGAUUAUUCCUCCUGUUCUGGAUCACCACGCUGUUGUUCUAGGAAGUUGCCCAAAAUUUAGGAAGUUAGAACAUUUACAUACAUUAAGCCCCUCAUACUUGUCUUACUCCAUUAAGACAUCACUUGUGAUUUUAGCCAAAAACUCAUAUUUUGGACAAAAGUCCUGA